This is a messenger RNA of Patella vulgata (common limpet), 3823 nucleotides long. RefSeq names its product rho-associated protein kinase 1. The record is from RefSeq and is a predicted model, not a curated record. The coding region runs from base 63 to 3245 and encodes 1060 amino acids. Lineage: Eukaryota; Metazoa; Mollusca; Gastropoda; Patellidae. The transcript is spliced from 12 exons.
AAAUCAAUGGCAGUGGAAAACGUCUGGAAUCGGAACAACCUGCCAGAUUAUGUGUGAAUUAUAUGUUUUUACAAGGACACAAGACAUAUAAUCUACGGUUAAAUGUACUUAAUAUCGGAAAGAUGUCGGUGUAUGACUUGAAUGAUCUGCAAGCCAAGUAUGAUGUUUUGGCGAACGAGUAUCAGAUAUGUCGAUGUAAAUUGGACAGUAAAUGUGAAGCAUUGCUUAUAUUGAGUAAAGAAUUGGACCAAUGUCGGAGUGAAAGAGAUCAAUUUAAGUUAAUGGCUGAACAACUGAGAGAAAGAUAUCAGGCUUUAAAAAGACAAAUAUCAGGAAGGUCACCACAAGGUUCAUCAAAUGAUCUGUUAGAUGUUCAUAUGUAUAAAGACAUGGAAACAGAGAGCUUGGUUCAGCUUCUGUGUGAUACAAAAGAAAUAAAGAAAUCUCUACAGUUUGAAACGGAUGAUUUGAAACAGAAAUUAACUGAUGCUCAGGGUGACAUCAAGUUGCUACGGGAACAGAUCGCUAGACAGAGAGUUGGAACAAGUGAUGAAGGCAUGACAACUAGACAUUUUCCAGCCUAUGAAAGAGAAGAUUUAGUGAAACAAUUAGAAGCUUCCAGAGAACAGUAUUUACAACUGGAACACGAUCUACAACAAUUACUGGAUGAAAAAGAAGACCAAGAGACAGAAUUGGAUGCCUACAAAAGAAAAUAUGAAAAUUUAAAUCGUGAAUUAAACUAUAUUUUAAAAGGAGAUGAAAAGAGGAUUGUGGACAUUGAUGCUUUAGUUAUGGAGAAUAAAUAUUUAAUGGAGAGACUAAAACAAAUGGAAGAAGAAAAGACAAUGGCCAUGGCAACAGCCUCCAAAUAUAAGAGUAUCUUGGAAAGAAAGAAGAAUAAAGGGAUAUUAAAGUUUGGUCAGAGUCGAAGUGGUGGUUUGGUUAUAACACAAAAACAAGUUGGUCAAAUGUUACACAAUCCAAAUGCCAUGCCGUCAACGCCGCAAGCAAUGGCUGAUUUACAGGGCCUGUGUGGAGCAUUGUUAGAUACGAUAAACGAUAAAAACCUUGCUCUGUCUCACCAACGUAAAACUAACAAAAUUUUAGGUAGUCGUAUUUCUGAACUAGAGAAGAAAUUAAAAACGUUGGAAGUUUCUGGAUUGUGGAAUGUACCAGAUAUGACAAGCCUGGAGAAAUUGAGACAUGAAUGUGAUGAAGUUAAAACACUUAUACCUCGCCUUUUCUCGGAAUCCAGUGACAAUUCUGUUCCAAACACAGAGAAACUGGACGAUCUGAAUGACUUUGAAUCAGAAUUAUCUUCCAGUACUCCCAGUUCUGUUACAAGUCCUGUGCAUGUUACCCAGUCUGUGCGUUUUUCUGCGAAUACAGUUCACAUGGAUGACUUGGAUCUACUUCCUACUAAAGAAACCACGCAGGAAGUCAAAACUACAGAAUUAUCUCUGUCAGCCAAUCAAAAAUGUCUUCCAGCUAAAUCGGAAUCUGAGGAUGAUGAGUCAGAAUCAGAUCAACUUUUAGCCGGAUUUAUCAUCGGAAAAACUGGUAGGAAACAUACAACUCGGAAAGAUUCUGGAAGAGGCAAAUAUUCUAAAUUAGAUUCUAGAUCAUUACUGGAUAACUAUAGUCAAAGUGAAAGCGAAAGUAGUCCAGAGAAACAGAAAUACAAUACAGAAGGUGUCGAUUACGAUUCCGAAAUGACAGAUAAAAUAUCAUUAUUAUUAGGCGAUGCAACGGCUAAACUACAAAAUAAAAAUAAGUUGGUUGAAGACAAGUCUUUGAGACCAGCAAAGAACACACAAAAAUCACAAGUCAGUCGGAAAUCGCUGCCAAAAUCGUCUUUGGUUAUUAAUGUUGAUUGUGAUUUCGAUUCAAGAACAGAUAACUCUGUGAAACCUAGCAAAGUUACCGGAAGUGAUCUACAAGACAUAAAUAGAGCAAAAAAUGUGAAAAAUGCCUCGAUUGAUAAAAAUUUAAUAGAUAUGGAUUCACCAGUUCACGAAUUGAGAACAUUGGUGGAAGCCCCAAACAUAACUGAACAGAUUGACAAUGAUUUAAUAAAAUCAGAAGAGACAGGUCACAACCCGAGCUCAGAAUCAUCUGCCGUAGUCCCUGCAAGAAUGGCAGCUACUGCUUUGGAAUCUCGAGAGUCAAUUGAAUCCAGUGUGGAAAUUUGUGAAUCCAAUUCAAAAUCAUCAGGGCACAGUGAUCAAACUGAAUCUCACUUGGAUAUUUCAGAAUCCAAGCCUAAACUCUUGCAUCAUGACUCUUCUUCAGAAUCUCAUGUCUCGAGUCAUGACCCAAUCCCUGCCUCGGUUAUUGAAACCAUUGCUGAUUACAAAAGUUGUGAUAUGCCUCAAGUUUCAAAUCAAGAGCCCACUUAUGUCUCCGUGAAUGAGAACAAUGCAGAAUCUACAGAACAUUGUGAUAACUCUGAAUCUUCCACAUUCAACCACAGCAGCACCUCAACAGUUUCUGUAUCUUUGGAAGACACUAUUUGUCAAUCAGUGGAGGUUGACAACAUUGUUUUAAACUCUUUGAAUUGUGAUAAAAAUACAGACUUUAAAGCUGAGUUUGAGUCGGCAAACAAUGGCAGCAGUCCUAUACAAGAUGAAGAUCUCGAACCUAGCCCCGACGAGAAUACAGAUUGCAUACCAACAAACUGCAACAUUGUUCAUACUUCUUCUAUUCCUGCUAUUCAUAUAGAGAAAGAUGUUGAUUCAUUACUUCCAUCCCAUAAUAUUAACACAUCACAUGAUUCAAUAAAAGAAGCUGAUUGGGUUAGAGAGACCGAUGACGAUGAGGUGGAAUUGGCUGAUGAGUCAACACAGCUUGUUACCAAUAUCCAUGAGGAUGAUUAUUCGGUUGAAGUCGUUACCAUGACAACUAGUGAUCAGGAACCAGACAGCGAGGAUGGGGACGAAUUUGAAAGUGAAAAUUCAGAUUGUAUUGAAGGGAACGCUGCUGAAGUCGAGAUGACGGAGGGCGAGUUUACUAGUGAAUUGCUAUGCGUGGAAGUUGAUAAUGAUGUUGAUGAUGCAAGUAAAGACUUCUCGGUGUUGACUGAUGUAUCAGUGUCUGAAACCUCAGCAACUGAGGCGGAAGAUUGUGAUUCUCCUCUGGUUUCUGGGUCUUCUCAAAAUCAUCCACUUCUAUUUGAUGAUAAAAACAAUCCAUCAGAGAAAUCUCAACAUUCGUCGUCAAAUUCGACAAAUUCUCAUAUGUGUUAAAUGAUUUGUCUAUUUCUCAUACCUGUUAAAUGAUUGGUCUAUUGCUCAUACCUGCUAAAUGAUUGGUCUAAUUCCUGUAUGUGUUAAAGGGGCAUUAUGGGAGAUUAAAAAUUCUUGAUUAUCCAUUUUGACGUCAAAUCAUCCAUCACAAAAUGUAUUCAAAGUCAAUAAAUAUUGCAGGAGGCUAGUGAUGGCAUUUAGCGUUGAUUAUGGUCUGGAUAAGUUAAUAAAUGUCAAGUUAAUAAUUUAGAUAACAUUUCAGGCCUAAAGAAAGACCUACAAUUGGCAGAUUUAGCUCUUGCAUAAUGUAUGUUUAAGAAAGACCUGCAAUAGGCAGAUUUAGCUCUUGCAUAAUGUAUGUUUAAAUGAUACAUAUAUUUUAAUGUUGAAUGAUGGGUUUAAUUCUGAGACAUGUUGAAUAAUAGGUUUAAUUCUGAGACAUCUUGAAGGAUAGAAUUAAUUCUGAGACAUGUUGAAUGAUAGAAUUAAUUCUGAGAUAUGUUGAAUGAUAGAAUUAAUUCUGAGAUAUGUUGAAUGAUAGAAUUAAUUCUGAGAUAUGUUGAAUGAUAGAAUUAAUU